Molecule: messenger RNA, 3024 nt
Organism: Doryrhamphus excisus (bluestripe pipefish)
Lineage: Eukaryota; Metazoa; Chordata; Actinopteri; Syngnathiformes; Syngnathidae
Gene: igsf8
Product: immunoglobulin superfamily, member 8
Cellular component (GO): membrane
Source: RefSeq, a predicted model, not a curated record
CGGUUGGGGUGACAGUCCUCCCACCAGUGGCUACCGGUUAGCCUGCUUGGAAGCUGUUGUCUGCGCCCCUCCCCUUUGACGAUGAUGAUGAUGAUGAUGAUGAUGAUGCGUACCAGUUUGGGACGUUACUAGACGGCGCGUUUGUGUAUCGAAACUGAAUAACCGAAUCCCCCUUACGUUUAUAUUGAGGAUUUAUGUUUGAGACUCAGCUCCGGUACAUGACGAAGAGGGUUCGGUGGGUCCGGAAUGAUCCACGACGACCCACGGGAGAAGGAGCAGCACCGAGACGGGAGUAAUCCAUGUGGAGGAGCCCAAAUAGGGAGAUGAAGAGCGCCAUGGCUUUGACGAAAACAGCUUUAUUCGUGUGUCUGCACUAUUUGCUCCAGCAUGCCACCUGCCGUGAGGUAACCCUUCCCAAGGGACCCUUGUACCGCGUGGCCGGCUUCAACCUCUCCCUGCCCUGCUCCGUCUCCGGCUACGAAGGCCCGUCCAAGCAAGAUUUCGAGUGGUCCUUGUUCAGGGACGACUCUGGCGGAAGGAAGCUUGGAGUGGUAGCCACCAACGACAACAGCUUCCCCUAUGCCCAGUUCCAAUCCCGCGUGGCAAACGGAGAGGUCAGGGUGGAGCGGGACUCGGGGGACAAAGUCCGGCUGGUGGUCCAAAAGCUGCGCACGGAAGACCAGGGGGAAUAUGAGUGCUACACACCCAGCACGGACAGCAAAUAUCUGGGCAGCUACGCUGGAACUGCUGUUGUUAAAGUAAUCCGUGACACGCUCCAGAUCAGCUAUUCCCGCUCCCUCACCAGCCAGCCCGUACCGGAGGGCGCAGAAUUGACUCUGACAUGCUCGGCCAGCAUCGGCUCAGAGCAGCUCACCCACCUGUCCGUCACCUUUGGGAAGCGAGGUGGCUCGAGUGGCAGCAUGGAGAUCAUCUCCAUUGACAAGAUGUUGGGGGUUGUGCCGGGAGGCGCCUACAGGAAGCGCUACGACGACGGAGAGAUCACACUGGAGAAGCGCAACGGGGAUGGUGGCCAGGGCGUCUACGUGAUGAAGAUGAGAGCGCUGCAGCCCGACGACAAUGGGGCGUACUACUGUGAGGCUGCACAGUGGAUCCGGGACCCGGAUCGCACCUGGCAGAAGAUUGCACACAGGACGCUGGACAUUGGCAACCUGACCGUCAGACCACUCUCUGAAUCUCUGAGCGUGGAGUCGUCGCCCAAAGGUGAGGUGACCCUGCAGGUGGGUUCACCUAUGCUCCUGAGCUGCCAGCUCAACGGGAUGCCCUGGGACGUGGACUCGGGCCUGCUGAUUCAGUGGAUGAAGACGAACUCGGCGGGGGGUGUGGAGGUGGAGGUGGCCCGGAUGAGCCCAAACGGAGUCGUGAGCUGGGGCGACGACCUCAGCAGAGCCAGCGGAGGCUCAAUGGAGAAAGCGGCGCAGGGGAAAUACACCCUCAAGUUGUUCUCCGCCCGUCCCUCCGACUCAGGCGUGUAUAGCUGUAUGGCGAGCGUGUACACCGGGAGGAGGAGUCCUGCUCCUUCAGCUGCCGCCACGCUCACUCGGAGGUCUGAGGGUGUUACGGUCAAUCUGAAGAGCAAAGAUGUUCUGGUGUCCGCCUGGUCUCAGCUCCCCCGAGGCCCGCUCCUAAGGCGAGGAAGCACCAUCACCCUCAUCUGCAACGUCACCGUGACGACCACAGGCCCCGCCCAGGCUCAGGUGCAGUGGUGGCGACGGCCCCUCCCGCAAUUGCUGAACAGGAAGCGUGACGCCGGCCCGACGGAAGCCCCCGUGGAGGUGACCCCUACAUUGGUAGCCGCCCUCAUGUACGACGGCGUGGUCAGGGUCUACAACGGCAGCAGCGAGGUCAGCGUGGACCGCCUGUCUGCCGUCAGCUACCGCCUGAGGGUCCACUCAGCCUCCGACGAGGACCAGGGCAUGUACACCUGCCACGCUGAGGCCUGGAGCCAGGACCCCCACGGAGGAUGGUACAACACCGGCACCAGAGCCGAGUCCAACGCGGUCACCGUCUACUUGUACGCUCGAGCUGCCGACCUCCUCCUCAUCCCCCUUGUGGUGGGUGUGUCCUCCGCCUUGUUCGUGGGCAUCGUCAUCAUCGCCACGGUGACCUGCUGCUUCAUGAAGCGUCUGUCGAGGCGUGCUCGCAAGUAGAGCGCCAUGUCGGCUCAGGGCAAGACUUGAACGUGAAGACGAUGUUUUCAACCGGAUGAACUUCUCACCGGUCGGCCGAGGCCAAACCUUUUAUUUUAUUUUUUUUUAUGUGUUUUAUUUUUGUACUUGCCACCAAACACGAGCUCACAAGGAGAGACUACAGUUUCUAUUGAUCCAAAAUGGUCUUUCCAAACCAUAUGACUGUCACAUGACCGCUGAAUGGAGCUUUCGUCUUCAGAGUAGUACUACAUAAGGAGUACUACAUACUGACUGCUCCUACUGAUACUAUGCUGUGGUACUUCAAGAACUAGGUAUGAAAUGCACUGAGCUAAAGUGUGUAAAUAUUACUAUUCUGCAAACCUGUCUUGUUCCUGGAACUAAAACCACUUAUUUCCUGCCCAUCUCUUUACUCAACUGCAGAGAGUAGCAGAUGUUUGACUGUAUGUAGUUCACAUUAAAAGCUCACCAGUUCAUGUCUAUUGAAUUUCCAGUUUCUGGCGGGAUUGUGGAAGUGUUUGAAGUCUUGCGACACGGCUGUAAGACCAUGCUGAUUUGUCCUAGGCUGCAUUCAUAUGAUUUAUUAAUUUUUUUUUAACCAAAAAUGUCAAUGUUUUUUUGUCUUUGCUGAAUUUACAGGCGAGUUCCACACAGUUCUGCUGCUAUGCUAUUUAUGACACAGCUAAAGUGGAAACGCUAGCUAGUGAACUGUCCCAUAGCGCUAAAUUCCACCUGCUCAUAUUUUCCCGAAGCCACUUUUUGAGGAAAUAUUGUAGUUUCCUGUUGUUUACUUGACUUUUUGUGUGUAUUUUUUACAGGUGCGUCCUUUACUGCCAACAACAGUGCUGUGACCAAACAA